UUCACAUUGUUGUUUGAGGUUAGAAAAUCAGUUUCAGGGUGCUUCUUAAUUUAUUGAAACCAUGAGUAAAAAGGUAAAAGAUUUAAAAUGGCAGUCCGUAGCUUUAGACGGCUUUCCCGCGUCCAUGGGAGACAAAUUACAGGGAUUUAUAGGCUUGGAAGAGUGUACAAGUUACAGUCUCGAUAAAGAAAGACCACGCAAUAAAAAGAAAAAGGAGCAAAAGAAACGCAAAAACACUAAAUCCAUCGAAGAAACGAUACAAAAACAGAUUCCAAAUAAAAAAACGAAACUUAGCAAUGGUUUCGUUGUGGAGUCCUGCGAUACUGUUACACCUUCUCUUACCAAUGAAGAUAAUACAGACAGUAAAGAGAGCACGAAUAAUAAAAUUCUACCACCUGGCAAGAAGGCUAAAACUAGAAAGAAACUUGGUGAGAAUGUAGCGGAGGUGGAGUCCCAGUUGACGCCUGAAGACAUGCUGUCAUGGGCAGAGUUCAAGUUGCCGGAGGAGAUCACGCGGGCUCUCAUGGAGCUUGGCUUCAAGCAGCCGACUAAGAUACAGCAGCUGUCACUGCCUGCUGCCAUCCAUGGCCGCAGAGAUAUCCUGGGUGCAGCCGAGACGGGGAGCGGUAAAACCUUAGCCUUCGGUCUACCCAUCCUCACCGGCAUCUUAAGACUAAAAGAGAAAGCACAAGCAAAAGGCCUAGACGUGUAUGAGAUCCCGUACAAAAAAAGUAGUAAGAAGAAAUCGGUACCCGAGCCUCCGAAAAAGCAAUUUAAAAAGAAAAAGAAUAAAAUAAAGAAUAAGAAUAAAAAAGAGACUUCAUCAGAAGAUGGCUACAGUAGUGGAGAAGAUGAGGAAGAUAAGAAUGAAGAAAGUAAAGAUAAGGGACUUAAAGAUGAUGAUGGUGAUUUUAUAGAAGAAAUCGAAGUGCCGGUUAAAAAGAAGGAGUUAUCGACAGAUGAAGGGAACGAUAGUGACGACAGUGCGGAUUACGUGCAUCUUUCUGACAUAUUUGACGGUGAUGAUGAUUCUGAUGAUGGAAAUGAGAAAGAGGGUGAAAAAUCAGACAAUAAUGAUGAUGAUGAAAUUGAGAAUGGUGGAAGUGGUGAAGAUACGGAGAGUCAAGAUGAAGUUGAUGGCGAUGAGGGAGGCAUGGGCUGUGUGAAAGUGAUAGACAACAUAGAGCUGCCGGGGACAGAGACGGUCCGCACCGGCAGCCCUCUCUACGCUCUCAUUCUAACACCCACCCGGGAGCUGGCCAUGCAGAUAUCCCAGCAUUUGAAGGCUGUUGCCAAGUAUACAGGUAUUCGCAUAGCGACGGUGGUAGGCGGCAUGGCGGCGGUGAAGCAGGAGAGGGAACUCAAGCGGAACCCUGAAAUAGUGGUGGCCACUCCGGGGAGGCUGUGGGAGCUGGUGUCCAGAGGAGAACCGCAUCUACAGCAGUUACCUAGUGUAAAAUUCCUUGCCAUCGACGAGACCGACCGUAUGAUCGAGCGGAACCACUUCGAGGAGCUUCAUCCGUUGCUCGAGAGGCUCAACUACGACGAGGCACAAAGAAACUCGCGACAGAACUUCGUCUUCUCAGCCACGUUGACUCUAGUUCACGAUCUGCCAGCGCAUAUGAAGGGAAAGAAGGUGACAAAACGCGGCAAGAUAAUAAACAGAAAGAUCGAGAAGAUGACUUCGAAACAGAAGAUCGGUCGGCUGGUCACACUCAUCGGCAUGACCGAACCUAAAGUCGUUGACAUCACAUCCGACAACCUGGGCACAGCGGAGACCCUGACAGAAUGUAAGAUAGCGUGCGCCUUCGAACACAAGGACGCUUAUCUUUAUUACAUUUUAAAACGACACCCCGGGAGGACUAUAGUCUUCUGCAACGCCAUUGGCUGCGUCCAACGGUUAGCCCAGCUGCUGUCCCUACUGAAGUGCCGCCCUCUGCAGCUGCACGCCAGCCUGCAGCAGCGGCAGAGACUCAAGAAUCUAGAGAGGUUCAGAGACGACCCGCACGGGGUCCUGAUAGCGACCGACGUAGCAGCGAGAGGGUUGGACAUACCGAACGUAGACCAUGUGAUACAUUAUCAAGUGCCCAGGACCGCCGAGAACUACGUCCACCGAAGCGGCCGCACGGCUCGAGCCAACAAGGAAGGCCUGACCAUCCUCAUGAUGGAGCCCCAGGAGGCCUUCAGAUACGCCAAGUUGUGUAUCACGCUUAAUAAGAAGUCCGAGCUGCCAACAUUCCCCGUGCCCCCCCUCGGGCUGGACUCCCUCAAGACCCUCGUGAACACAGCGCGCGAGCUCGACGCGCUCCUACUGAAGAGACGACGCGCUGCACAAGCUAUAGGGUGGAGGGAGAAGGCUGCCAGGGAGAUGGACAUGAUCGUUGAUGAUGAUGACGCACCCGUGAAAGACCUAGACCCGGGCAUCGAGAAGGCAGUCAAGAUCAAACAGAAACAGCUGAACACCAUGCUAGCCCGGCCCGUGGUCCCGAAGGGGUUCUCCUUCAAGUACCCCACUCUGAACGAGCCUACGGCACUUUUGGGGACCCAGGACAACGCCUUACAGGUAAUGAAGAAAGCGCUGGAGUCAGGGGAAUUAAAACGAGAGAAGAGGAGAAGCAAGAACGCCCCGUUACUGAAGCUGCAGAAAACCUUCAAGAGGAAAUAAACGCUGCUUACA
Molecule: messenger RNA, 2677 nt
Organism: Cydia splendana
Lineage: Eukaryota; Metazoa; Arthropoda; Insecta; Lepidoptera; Tortricidae
Exons: 14
Coding region: 62-2665 (867 amino acids)
Molecular function (GO): ATP binding; nucleic acid binding; RNA helicase activity
Source: RefSeq, a predicted model, not a curated record